Messenger RNA from Rhinolophus ferrumequinum (greater horseshoe bat), 2064 nucleotides. It is a transcript of the gene C21H17orf75, whose product is annotated as chromosome 21 C17orf75 homolog. The record is from RefSeq and is a predicted model, not a curated record. Gene Ontology annotation, cellular component: trans-Golgi network. NCBI's taxonomy places the organism in Eukaryota, Metazoa, Chordata, Mammalia, Chiroptera, Rhinolophidae. The transcript is spliced from 10 exons. Bases 58 to 1251 code for a protein of 397 amino acids.
GUACGGCGGCGGGGGAACGCUUUGGCGGGGACACAGGGCCGCUUGGAGGCCGCCACGAUGCUCCCUUCCUUGCAGGAAUCUCUGGAUGGAGAUGAAAAGGAGCUAGAGAGCAGCGAAGAGGGUGGCUCUGCCGAGGAGCGGAGAUUCGAGCCGCCGCCCAGCAGCCACUACUGUCUCUACAGCUACCGCGGAAGCAGAUUCGCCCUGCAGCGAGGGGACAGUGGUGAUGAUGGAAGCCCAAGUGGCUCAAAUGCAGACACUCCCUCUGGUGAUGAUUUCAGCCUCUCUUUGGCGGAUACGAAUCUACCAUCUGAAGUGGAGCCGGAGCUGCGCAGUUUCAUUGCUAAGCGUCUUUCGAAGGGAGCAGUCUUUGAAGGGCUGGGUAAUGUUGCAUCUGUGGAGCUGAGAAUUCCAGGUUACCGGGUCGGUUGUUAUUAUUGCCUUUUCCAACAAGAAAAACUGCUUCCUGAAAUGGCAACAAGGGACUCUGAACAUAAGCCUUCAGAAUAUGUGGUCUGUUUCUUAGGAGGGUCUGAAAAAGGACUUGAGCUUUUCAGGCUUGAAUUGGACAAGUACAUUCAAGGGCUGAAAAAUAACAUAAACUGUGAGGAAAGAGGCCUGGAAAACCACAUAAAGUCCUACCUGAGCAGCUGGUUUGAGGAUGUUGUAUGCCCAAUCCAGCGGGUAGUUCUUCUCUUUCAGGAGAAGCUGACCUUUCUGCUACAUGCCGCUCUGAGUUAUACUCCUGUUGAGAUUAAAGAAUCAGAUGAAAAAACAAAGAGAGACAUUAACAGGUUUCUGAGUGUGGCUAGUCUUCAAGGCCUUCUUCACGAGGGCACCAUGACAUCCUUGUGCUUGGCCAUGACGGAGGAGCAGCAGAAGUCUGUGGUCAUCGAUUGCAGUAGUUCCCAGCCUCAGUUCUACAAUGCGGGAAGCAACCGGUUUUGUGAGGAUUGGAUGCAGGCUUUUUUGAAUGGUGCUGAAGGAGGUAACCCUUUUCUUUUUCGACAAGUACUGGAGAACUUUAAACUAAAGGCGAUACAAGAUACAAAUAAUUUGAAGAGAUUUAUUCGACAAGCAGAAAUGAAUCAUUAUGCUUUGUUUAAAUGUUACAUGUUCCUAAAGAACUGUGGUAGUGGAGAUACCCUUUUGAAGAUUGUUAAAGUGGAACAUGAAGAAAUGCCCGAAGCCAAAAAUGUGGUAGCUGUCCUUGAAGAAUUUAUGAAAGAAGCUCUUGCGCAAGGUUUUUGAUCAUGGGUUUUGAGAUAACUGUAUUGUGAAGUUGUGUAUUCCAGCAUUGGUGUUUGAAAUUGCAAUAGUUAUAAUUGUCAUAGGAUUGCUGUUUACGAUUAUUUGAAAUGAGUUCUAGAUUUUUUCAUUUUGUACUCUUAAAAUUUGACUUAAUUAGACAUGAAAAUCUGAGGAACAUCUUCCCUGAGUCCUAGAUAGUUGUAUGUUAGAGUUGUGGAAUUUUAGUACAUUGCUGGUCCCAUAAAUUCUAGACUUCAGGGAGUUGUUGCUUGAAAAACUUCAGAAGUGAUUUAGUGGCUUCUCUCAGGAGUCUGCUGUAGUAUUUAGCCAUCUUUCUUCUCAGAAAAAUCGUAAUACUUCUUUCUCAAUGUACUAUAUAUAGCUUCUUUAAACAAGUGUACUCCUCGUCUUAGGACACAUUAGCAUCGUGACACCGUUUCAAAGACAGAUCUGUGCAUCCUGUGGGAGCUCGAUAGACUUUUUUUUGUCUGGUUGAUAAUGGCGUGGAUGAUGAAGCCAGCUUUUAAGUCAAUAUGCAGAUAAAUCGUAGUGUGUAACAAAUUAAAUGAGCUUUAAAACAAUAGAUGCACUUGCUUCAAGAUAAAACAUCAUCUCUGAUGGAGAGCUACUGGAGAAGUGGCCCGCAUCACUUCUUGUCAUUCAUUUGUUCACAGGUAGUAUUUUAGUUCACAGAGCCUGUAUUUUUUCCUUUUAUAUAAAAAUGCUGGAGUUUGUAAACAGAAUGUUAAAAACGAAACAAAGUACAUACAUUUUACAAGCUGUAACAUAAAGAACACUAACAGAUUCUUCAUA